GUUACAGGUACAUGUGACAGCGCUGCAGCUAUGAGUGGAAUUUUAAAGAGGAAGUUUGAAGAAGUUGAUGGCUCCUCACCCUGCUCAUCUGUGCGGGAAUCAGAUGAUGAAGUUUCCAGCAGCGAAAGUGCUGACAGUGGGGACAGUGUCAAUCCAUCCACUUCUAAUCAUUUCACUCCUUCCUCCAUUCUCAAAAGGGAGAAGCGGCUGAGGACAAAGAAUGUGCAUUUCAGCUGUGUCACCGUGUACUACUUCACCCGGAGGCAAGGCUUCACGAGCGUGCCCAGUCAGGGGGGCAGCACGCUGGGCAUGUCCAGCCGCCACAACAGCGUGCGCCAGUACACGCUGGGCGAGUUUGCCAGGGAGCAGGAGCGGCUGCACCGCGAGAUGCUGAGAGAGCACCUCAGGGAGGAAAAGCUCAACUCGUUAAAACUGAAGAUGACUAAGAAUGGCACAGUAGAAUCUGAAGAAGCCAGCACUCUUACAGUGGAUGACAUUUCUGAUGAUGACAUUGAUUUAGACAACACAGAGGUGGACGAGUACUUCUUCCUCCAACCCCUGCCAACAAAAAAACGAAGAGCACUGCUGCGAGCCUCUGGAGUGAAGAAGAUUGAUGUGGAAGAAAAGCACGAGCUGCGAGCCAUCCGCCUCUCGCGAGAAGACUGCGGCUGUGACUGCCGAGUGUUCUGUGAUCCAGAAACAUGUACCUGCAGCCUGGCAGGCAUUAAGUGUCAGGUGGAUCGUAUGUCUUUCCCAUGUGGCUGCACUAAAGAAGGAUGUAGCAACACAGCAGGUAGAAUUGAAUUUAAUCCUAUCCGUGUCCGGACUCACUUUUUGCACACGAUAAUGAAACUUGAACUGGAGAAAAACCGAGAGCAGCAAAUCCCCACGCUGAACGGCUGCCACGGUGAGAUAACUGCUCACAGUAGUUCCAUGGGCCCUGUCGCUCACUCCGUAGAGUAUUCUAUUGCAGACAACUUCGAGAUUGAAACUGAACCACAGGCUGCAGUGCUGCACCUGCAGUCUGCUGAGGAAUUAGAUUGCCAAGGAGAGGAGGAGGAAGAGGAGGAGGAUGGGAGCAGCUUUUGCAGCGGAGUCACCGAUUCUAGCACGCAAAGCUUGGCACCUAGUGAGUCAGACGAGGAGGAGGAGGAGGAAGAGGAGGAAGAAGAGGAGGAGGAAGACGAGGAUGACAAAGGAGAUAGCUUCGUGGAAGGUUUGGGCACCCAUGCCGAAGUUGUCCCUCUUCCUUCGGUCCUUUGUUAUUCUGAUGGCACCGCUGUUCAUGAAAGCCAUGCAAAAAAUGCUUCUUUUUAUGCCAACUCUUCAACUCUGUAUUACCAAAUAGAUAGCCACAUUCCAGGAACUGCUAACCAGAUCUCUGAGAACUAUGCUGAAAGAGAUACUGUCAAAAACGGUACCCUUUCGCUGGUGCCUUACACCAUGACCCCAGAGCAAUUUGUUGACUAUGCCCGACAAGCAGAAGAGGCCUACAGUGCCUCCCACUACCCAGCUGCCAACCCCUCUGUAAUCGUUUGCUGCUCCUCUUCCGAAAAUGACAGCGCUGUGCCCUGCAAUAGCUUAUAUCCCGAACACAGGUCCACUCAUCCUCAAGUGGAAUUUCACUCAUACUUGAAAGGCCCCUCCCAGGAAGGGUUUGUCUCUGCGUUGAAUGGUGACAGUCACAUUUCAGAGCAUCCUGCUGAGAAUUCUCUGAGCCUUGCAGAAAAGAGCAGAUUGCACGAAGAGUGCAUCACAUCACCCGUGGUCGAGACCGUCCCUGUCUAG
Molecule: messenger RNA, 1788 nt
Organism: Cynocephalus volans (Philippine flying lemur)
Lineage: Eukaryota; Metazoa; Chordata; Mammalia; Dermoptera; Cynocephalidae
Gene: CSRNP3
Product: cysteine and serine rich nuclear protein 3
Exons: 4
Coding region: 31-1788 (585 amino acids)
Biological process (GO): regulation of transcription by RNA polymerase II
Cellular component (GO): nucleus
Molecular function (GO): DNA-binding transcription factor activity, RNA polymerase II-specific; sequence-specific DNA binding
Source: RefSeq, a predicted model, not a curated record